Molecule: messenger RNA, 1180 nt
Organism: Daphnia pulicaria
Lineage: Eukaryota; Metazoa; Arthropoda; Branchiopoda; Diplostraca; Daphniidae
Product: enhancer of split mbeta protein-like
Exons: 2
Coding region: 132-851 (239 amino acids)
Biological process (GO): anterior/posterior pattern specification; regulation of neurogenesis; regulation of transcription by RNA polymerase II
Cellular component (GO): nucleus
Molecular function (GO): protein dimerization activity; RNA polymerase II cis-regulatory region sequence-specific DNA binding; DNA-binding transcription factor activity, RNA polymerase II-specific
Source: RefSeq, a predicted model, not a curated record
UGCCGUUUUCAUCACUAUUCAUCUUUGUGCCUUACAGUUCACAACGUUUGUCAGACUCUCUCUCCACCGAAACAAUUUCUCUCAAGUGAAUCUUUUUCUCUCAUUUUCGACAACACACACACACAACCAAAAUGGCUUCCACAGUUUUGAGCAACGUAGAAGAAGAGCAGCCCAUUUCGAGGACUUACCAGUAUCGCAAGGUUAUGAAACCCAUGCUGGAACGUAAACGUCGUGCCCGAAUCAACCGGUGUCUGGACGAAUUGAAGGAAUUGAUGAGCUCGGCCUUGGCGUCUGAAGGCGAAAAUUUGACCAAAUUGGAAAAGGCCGACGUUUUGGAGUUGACGGUUCGCCAUUUGCACAAAUUGAGGGAACGCCAAGCUCUCGGCUUGAGCCCGUCUCCGUCGUCUCCCGGAUCGCCCAACAGCAACAACAACAGCCAAGACAAAUUCCGCGCUGGAUUCACGCACUGCGCCGCCGAAGUGUCUCGCUACCUGGCCACCUCCACCGGCUUGGACGUGACGGUUGGCCAGCGACUUCUCUCCCACCUGGGACGCUGCGUUCACCAAUUGGAAACUUUUCCGGCUUCCGGUGCUGCUAUCCCGUCGGCCAGCUACACUCCACCCAGCUCUCCCACCCAGCAGCAGCAGUCUGAACUUCAUCGCAUUCAUCGCUCUUCCGUCUUGCCUCCGCUGCCCGUCAGUCCGGCUCUUUCCGACGUCAUGGAUUCCACCAGCAGCAGCACCACCAUGACCGGACCUUGCGACUACUCCAAAUACUCGAUCCGUUCCGAUCUGUAUUCUCCGUCUGCCGUGAUGGCCAACGUGUCCGAGAAAGUCUGGCGGCCUUGGUAGAAAGAGAAGAAGAAAAAGAAUCUACUACUACCCCCAAAACGUUUCCAUUAUUUGUUCGAGCCCCCCCACCCCUCGAUUGUUGUGAUAACAUUUUUGCCUAAUGUUUUAUGUUGGUGGGCCGGGGGAUUCAUGUGAUAACUUGUACAAAAAAAGAAAAAUUAAAAAAGAUUUUGUUUUUGUCGUGGGAUUCUAAAGAAAGAAGAAGAAGAAGUUAAAGAAGUUGAUCCCAAUUUUUGGUUUCUUAUUAUCCCCGUUUCUUAUGUGUGUGUGCGUUUUCCAACCCCGAACAAUUUGUUUCCAAUACAUCAGAAUAUGUUUUUCUCUCGAAA